Acipenser ruthenus (sterlet) is the source of this 2437-nucleotide messenger RNA. RefSeq names its product zinc finger protein 436-like. Bases 148 to 1737 code for a protein of 529 amino acids. NCBI's taxonomy places the organism in Eukaryota, Metazoa, Chordata, Actinopteri, Acipenseriformes, Acipenseridae. The record is from RefSeq and is a predicted model, not a curated record. Gene Ontology annotation, biological process: regulation of transcription by RNA polymerase II. The transcript has 2 exons. Gene Ontology annotation, molecular function: DNA-binding transcription factor activity; RNA polymerase II cis-regulatory region sequence-specific DNA binding.
UGGCUACCGCAGUUCAGAGCUGAACUCGUUCACAUGCUGUGAUUAGUGUGAUCAACAACGGCGAGUGUUCAACCUAGACGAUUGCUGAUAUAACUUUUACAACUGAGACGUCUUCACUUCGCCAGAGUAAACGAACGCAGUGUGUUUAUGAGACGCGUCUCUGAAACGAAAGAAGAGAUGGAUAUCUGCGCAUCCUCCGCGUCUCUCCUUGAGGAAGAACUCGCCUCUGCUAUCGAGCCUGCAGUGAAAGCGGCUGUGCUGAGCGUCAUGUCUGCGUUAGCAAAGUUCGUGGACAGUAAAUGUGCAGUUUUCAAUCUCAGACUGGACCAAAGAGACCAAGAGUUCGAAAGUGUGAGAUUGCGAUUAGAAAUAGCGGAGAGCGAGUUGAAAGCAAUGCGAGACGGAGAAUACACGAACACUGGCGAUAAGAACUUCACACAAUCUUUCACAAACACUGAAACACAAUACCACGGGAGCGACAGUAUUAUUGCUCACGGGCUGCCGGCGCGGGAUUUCUCCACUCUUCCAGUUCAGCCAGUCAGGGAUCCGGUGCCUGCAGCCCAGACCGCAGUGAAAAGCUCACGGGUUUUAAUCCAGGAGGAUGGAAGCUAUUCUGAGCAGGACCUGCUGAUGCGAGGUGAUGACUCUGAACAGAGAGACCACACAAGCACAGCGGGGUGGAGAAGAGCACUGAAAGGUCCUGCAGAGAGAAAUGCUCUCCCUCAUGCUGAGGAAGGGUCGAAGGCAGAAUCAGUUCCCAUUCAAGAGGAGCUCUUUGACCAGGAAUGGUGCAGGAGUCCAGAGCAGGCUAUAGAGCUGACAUCUAUUGAAGGGGAGGAGGAGACACAUGCACUAGAUCCUGUCCACAUUAAUGAAGAGAUCCCUGGAAUUGAACCGGUCAUCAUUAAAGAGGAGGUUCUUGAACUUGAAUCUGACCCCAUUGAAGAGGGGGGUUCUGACCACUUUGAAAAACAGCAGCAAAUUCACACAGGAGAGCAACUGCAUCUCUGCCUGGUAUGUGGGAAGAGUCUCAGUACAUCAACAGAGCUGAAAAGACACCACCGAAUUCACACAGGAGAAAGACCAUACUGCUGCACUGAAUGUGGAAAGAGUUUCAAUACCUGUACAGAACUGAAAAGACACCAUCGCUUUCAUACAGGGGAGAAGUUACACCAUCUUAAAAUGCACCAGAAAAUUCACUACGGAAGGAAGUUGUAUCGCUAUAAUGGAUGUGAGAAGAGUUUCACUCAGUUAGGAAACCUGACAUUGCAUCAGCGAAUGCACACAGGAGGGAAGCUGUAUCACUGCACUGACUGUGCAAAGGAUUUCAAUACAGCAGCAGAGCUCAAAAUACACCAGCGAUCUCACACAGGAGAGAAACCAUAUCGCUGCUCUGAGUGUGAGAAGAGUUUCAAACAAGUGUCCCGCCUUAAAUCCCACCAGCGAAUUCACACAGGAGUGAAGCCGUAUAGCUGUGAUCACUGUGGGAAGAGAUUCACUCUGUCUACUGACCUGAAAAGACACCAACGAAUUCACACAGGAGAGAAACCUUAUAGCUGCACUGAUUGUGAGAAGAGUUUCAAUCAAAUAUCCCACUUUAAAGCCCACCAGCGAGUUCACACGGGAGAGAAGCCAUAUAGCUGUGAUCACUGUGGGAAGAGAUUCACUCGGGCAGGAAAUCUGGUGUCACACCUUCGAGUUCACACAGGGGAGCAGUCGACUCACUGCGCUCAAUAAGAGAGAUUUUAUUUUCCACUCCCAGUUGUAAAAGCACAGAGUAUCCAGACACUUCACUAGGAACAGUAGCACUGUGCCUCCAUCACAAGAUGACUCAGUCUAGUGGAAGCGGAGAGUAUAUAAGACCCUGAGAUGCAACUGGACUUUUUGAUCCAUUUGUCAAAAUGAACUUGUCUCCUGAUCCCUGAUUUGUCUGAGUUAUUAAAAUGUAAAUCCUGGGAAGGACUUGUAUGAUUUUUUUGCAUGGAUGUAUAUUAUAGUUUCAUGAAUACAAGCUUCAUUUAAUUCAUACUUACAGAGCCUGUCUGUCAGAUUCCUGUAGUUCAGCACUGCAGAGAUCAGAAAUCAUUUUGUUUAGGAAUAUAUAAUGACUUGUGUUCGGACUUUUAUGACCUAGUUUUUCAGACUCUUGCCCCGUGCUCACUAAAUAGCUUGGUAUCCCUGAAUAUAUCAUUACUAGCAAUGCAGAAUGACUGUGUGGGGCAAUUGUUCUUCAUUUUACCCUAAACAUGUUUCUGUAAUGGUGACAGCCAAGAAUACCAUCUUGCAGAACUCCUUACAAUGAAGAAAUUGUUGUCUGCCAUCACUGUAUAAUGCAUUUCUGUUUGUAAAUGUUAUUUGAACCUUUAAUUAAUUUCCAGGAAAAUAUAGGCCUAUGGUAUUAUAGAUUCUAAUUAGAAUAAAAUGGUUCUGCAAUACA